Molecule: messenger RNA, 1106 nt
Organism: Populus euphratica (Euphrates poplar)
Lineage: Eukaryota; Viridiplantae; Streptophyta; Magnoliopsida; Malpighiales; Salicaceae
Product: GEM-like protein 1
Exons: 4
Coding region: 242-865 (207 amino acids)
Source: RefSeq, a predicted model, not a curated record
CGACUUUGACCCAAGACAGGAAGAAUAACUGAAUUCGGUUUACAGUUAUUAUAUUUACAGGCGGACUAUAAUAAAUCGGCCGACCAUUCAUGUUCCCAUCGAGAAUAAUGGCGUGGAGCUAAAACUAAAGUGACGUUUGGGCGGUGGAGGAAAAGUGAGGAACCUGUCUCGCUGCCUAAUUUAUACACCACUGCAGCACCGAGGCAACACAGUGAAUCCCCGUCCGCAUCCUCAACACAACAUGGACUACAGCAACAACAAUCCUUACCUCCAGUUCGCGACUGUUCCUCCGGCUACUACUAAUGGAUAUGGGACAAAUGGCAACAGAUCGAUGGGGAAGAUACGUGAUGCUUGGAAUCGGUGUGGGAAGAGGGUUGAGCUAGCCACCAGGAAAGCAGAGGUUUAUGCUGAUAAUAUCUGGCAUCACUUCAAGGUUAGUCCUAGCAUAGCCGAUGCAGCAAUGGCAAGGAUUGCUCAAGGGACAAAGGUACUUGCUGAAGGAGGGCAUGAUAAGGUAUUCCAGCAGACAUUUGAGGUCUUGCCUGGAGAGAAGCUCUUGAAUGCAUAUGCUUGCUAUAUAUCGACUUCAACUGGACCUGUGAUCGGGACACUUUAUGUAUCCUCCAAAAAGGUGGCCUUUUGCAGCGAGUAUCCCUUCUGUUAUUAUUCCUCUACAGGACAGCAGCAAUGGAUGUAUUACAAGGUUGUGGUGCUGCUUGAUCGAUUGAGAGCAGUGAAUCCUUCUUCAAACAGAGCGAACCAUUCCGAAAAGUACAUCCAGAUUGUCACAAAGGAUGGUCAUGAGUUCUGGUUCAUGGGAUUCAUAUCAUAUGACAAGGCACUGAAGCAAUUAUGCGAGGCUUGACAGCAGUCUCGCGACUCAUCUGGGGCAAUUCCUGUGGCGCAAAGCUCGUGAUCUUGCUCCCAUACUGUGGCAUACUUAACAGAUAUGACAGAAGAUUAGUGCUUUUAAAUAACUGAAAUAAUACAGGCUUGGUUAUCGAUGUGCAAUGAAUGUUCAACUGGAAAAUUUUAGCCCGUCUUGCCUGUUGGGAAUUUGCUUAGAUACCCACUAGUCUCCUAAUAUGAUGAUUGAUGGUUUUGAA